Molecule: messenger RNA, 3475 nt
Organism: Daphnia magna
Lineage: Eukaryota; Metazoa; Arthropoda; Branchiopoda; Diplostraca; Daphniidae
Product: myb-related protein B
Exons: 14
Coding region: 232-2703 (823 amino acids)
Biological process (GO): regulation of DNA-templated transcription
Cellular component (GO): nucleus
Molecular function (GO): RNA polymerase II cis-regulatory region sequence-specific DNA binding; DNA-binding transcription factor activity, RNA polymerase II-specific
Source: RefSeq, a predicted model, not a curated record
CUAGAGCAGACCACUGUGGCGCUCCCAAAAGACUGUUCAUGGUCGCCAUUCCCUAGUCGUGCUUCUUGCGUUAUGUUCGCUUUCUGAAAACAGUGCUGUAUUAUUGACGACACAGUUGUGUUCUACGCUUUCUCUGGAUUUAAUAGCAGUUUUUCACCAUGGUGAGAUAAAAUAUCACCUGUCGAAUUUGACCUUGUCGACGUCGAUUCAAUAUUAUAGGUCUUAAAAAGAAUGAACGACUUCGGAAUGGACGUUGACAGCAACAGUUGGGGCUCAGAUUAUGGCGAGGACUUUGGAUCAGAUUUUUCGGAUGUCGAAUAUCAACCGAACGGUACCUCCAGCAACGCACAACACCACCAAACAAGCUCAACGCCCAUCCCCCGGGUUGCUUCCAAAACCAAAGGAGGUUCCCAAGCCCGAAAAAUGGUGAACCGCGGGAGGUGGACUAAAGACGAGGAUGAAAAACUCAAAGGAGUAGUGGAACGCACUGGUGAAGUUUGGGAAAAUGUCGCGUCCUUCUUUGAGGAUAGAUCGGACGUCCAAUGCCAACAUCGAUGGACAAAGGUUGUCAAUCCCCAGCUGGUUAAGGGUCCUUGGACCAAGGAGGAGGAUGACUUGGUGGUCCAACUGGUACAUCGCUAUGGUCCUAAGAAAUGGACGCAGAUUGCCAAGCAUCUGAACGGUCGCAUCGGCAAACAAUGUCGAGAACGAUGGCACAACCACCUCGAUCCCAACAUCAACAAGUCACCGUGGACGGAGGAAGAGGACCGGCUGCUAGCUCAAGCCCACGAACAAUAUGGAAAUCAAUGGGCAAAAAUCGCCAAACUUCUACCUGGAAGAACGGAUAAUGCCAUCAAGAAUCACUGGAACUCUGCUAUGAAAAAACGGUACGAAACCGAUGGAUCAAGCAUCAUUGACACAGGGAAACGGAGGGGCCGGAAACGGGUUCGUCCGCCCGUAGACGACCACCCACAGCAUCCUCACCCUCUUGCCUCAACUCCGCAAUCUUGUUCCAUCGAGUACGGAUUAGAGCAUCCAUCACCCAUGUUCGAGCACCAAUUGAUGUCAAGGCCGUGUAGUCAAAACAGUCGCAUGUCGGUAGAGCUAGUGCCCAACAACUUUGAGCCAUCACCAGCAUAUAGAACCCAACAGCAUUCGCACAUGGGCAUGCAACAGGCUAAACAAAACUGCCCUGAUGUCUUCAAUGGAGGAAGCUUGUCAAACAACAUAGGUGGCAGUGUUGGUAGCCAGUCAAGAGCCCCUUCUGCUUCAUCGCCCGAAGACUUUGCAGAUAUCUUUUCCCCUCUCAAAUACGUCAACAUGGAUGAGAUGAGUAACCCGGAGAGUUUGAGCCCCAAUCGACUGAACCAAGCUUUGAUCAGUGAAACGUUGUCCGAGUUUUCACAUUUUGAAUUCGGUUCUGCCAGUAUGCCAGCACAGCCUGCUGUCAGCCACACAACCGACACUAACGAUCCGAGUGAGAUGAUAGACAUCUAUGAGACAAACAAACCAGGAAAUACUUCAAAGUACAGUAAAAACGGGUCUUCAGACAACAACACAUCGACGAUCAGCAUAAAACAGGGCACCCCGCCCAUACUGAGACGUGGCAGCCGUCGAAGAACAAGAGCCGAUUCCAGCGGAUACGACGGAACUUCUGAAUGGAUUGGUACUUCUAAUGAGGAGGCCGUUCCGUCAGAUCUAGAUCUGCGCUCAGAAUGCGCAAGCCUAAGCAAGCCGUUCCAGGAAAUGCAUGUCACUCCACGAAAGAAUGCCCAUACCCCGAUGAAAACGCUACCGUUUAGCCCUUCCCAGUUUCUGAGUAAUUCGAUGUUAGCGCAUACGGAAGCUAUCAUGUCGACACCAGUUUGCCCCUCAGCUCCCAAACCGUCUGCACUUUUGACUCCAGUGACACGUGGAGGAUGCGUUGCAGAUUAUGUUGCAUUACGAACUCCUUCGCGGAGGAAUCAAGAACUCAUCACUCGUACUCCAACUCCUUUCAAAGAUGCUUUGGCAGAAAUGGAGAAAAAGGGUGGACCUAUAAAAUAUACUUUGAACACUCCUACCAGAUUUGACGACUUGAACGACAUUAUCGGCAAGGAUACUGACCCAUCCAAUUCAGCACUCCAUACGCCCGUCCAGAAUUUACAUCAAGAUAGUGGCUAUAUGACAGAUAAGAGACAAAAAACAAGUGGUGACAGCUCGGCACCCAGUAUUUCUUCCUCCUCAACUACGGAUAAAGAGAAUAUUCCAGGAACUAUACCCGCGGCCCCAGCCACAAAUAGUUUAGUACCAAAAUCCCCGAGCCGCAGAGCUCGCAAAGCCUUGCAUGCUACUUGGAGUACGCCUGGAAAUAUCCAAGUACCGGGUAUUGGUUGCGACUCCAUUAGUUUCUUACCCGAAACACCUAGUAAAUCUUUGAUCGGAGAUUCGUCGGUCUUGUUUUCUCCUCCGUCCAUAAUACGGGAAACGCUUCCAGAAACUCAAGAUGGUGACGAUGCAUUUGGACACCCACCACAUCGUCCCAAUAGCAGCAUCGAAAGCACUGGUUCUCGGAGUCCGUCAGACAAGGUGGACGUGAGAUGGGAAAUGGUGGCGUGUGGGCGUACCAGAGAUCAAGUCGAAUUGACGGAACGAGCUCGCUCCUAUUUAGUGAUGGAUCGGCGCGGAGGGCAACUUGCAUGCAAAAAGAAAUGCACAUUUUAACACAAUUUCCCGCUAGAUGGCUAGUAUUUGACACGGUUUUUUUUUUUUUUUUUAGCAUUUAAAAUUGGAUUUUUGGAAAUUUAACAUUUCCAUCGAUGUGCAUGAAAUUCCAUUGUAUUAAUUAGCGAACUCAGCCUAUUCCAAUUGGGGAAGUUUAGGGUAAUGUCUCGUGUAAAUUUCUCCGCGAAUGAUGGAGCAUAAUCCGUUGAGAGCAAAACCACUCGGCAACGAAAAUGACGGCGAUCAAUUUCGAACAUGACUUGAACAGUGACCUGUGCCGUUUAACCCCGGCAUUGUUUCUUUUUAACCUCUGGUAUAGAUUACCACUGCGAACAAAAUUUGUGAACGAUUUUUUUUAAAUGGUACAUUUCGCUAAUAAGCUUUAAGAACGUGUAAUAGCUCCUUGGAAAUUUCGAUGUUUCGUUUAUUUUAUUUUAUUUUAUUUUUUUUUUUUUGCUGAAUCCCCCCUCCCUGGUAUUAUUAUUUUUACAUUGAACGUCAGAUAUUAAUCGAUAUAUACCAAUGCUUGAUUCCGUAGCUUAAAUAACUAUAUAAUCACAAAAUUUUCACAGGAAAAAAAAAUCGGCUUUGGUGGAAGAAAAACAAAAAUCUGUGUCGAACUGAAAUGAAAUGUGUCGUAUUUAUCGUUUAUUUUUACCAUGUGUUUCCUGUGUAAUUUGCUCAUUGUCACGACAUUUACUCUCAAAAUUAAUUUUUUUUUUGUCAGUAAAAUUCCAUGGAAAGUCCAAAAAAAUACAUUAUAUUAAAACCA